Molecule: messenger RNA, 1053 nt
Organism: Lycium barbarum (goji berry)
Lineage: Eukaryota; Viridiplantae; Streptophyta; Magnoliopsida; Solanales; Solanaceae
Product: F-box/FBD/LRR-repeat protein At1g13570-like
Exons: 2
Coding region: 1-1053 (350 amino acids)
Molecular function (GO): protein binding
Source: RefSeq, a predicted model, not a curated record
AUGAGAGUUUUGAGUAAUAAAGCUACUAAGUUGAUGUUGUGUUUGAACUAUGGGCCAAAUAUCCUCAGGUCUCAGGUUCAAAUUCUAGCAGAGGCUAAAACAUGGGAUGUUCUUUUUUAUCUUUGUGAACAGAAUUACCCGGUACCUAUAUUGGCGGGAGAUAGCAGAUUUUUCUUGGAGAUUUAUUGUUUCUCAAUGUCUACUAGGGGUGAAAAGUGUGAUUGUCAAACUGCACCUCUAGAUAUACUUUGUAGCCUUCCCGAGAACGUAAUAGAUGAUAUCCUUAUGCGUUUGCCUUUACGAGAUGCUAUGCAGACAAGCAUCUUAUCAAAAAAAUGGAGGUAUAAUUGGUGCAGACUUCCAGAAUUGACGCUUGAUUUAACAAAUUUGAUAUCAACGAAGUACUCAAUACCCCCUAUGUUCAAAUUUACUAACAUUUUCUACCACCUUUUGACCCUACAUACCGGACCAAUUACUAAGUUUGACCUCUCCUUUAGUUCUAAUUUGAUGCCUUGUCCUACCAUUGACAACUUGAUAUAUUUUCUUUCUAGAAAUGGCAUUCAACAUCUUGUUCUUAAACUUUCUAGCAGGGGUGGCCCUUACAAAUUACCUACUUCACUUUUCACAUGUUUUCAAUUGAGGCGUCUGACUCUCCAAUACUGUUCAAUAAUUCCUCCGCCGACCUUCAAAGGAUUCGAUCAGUUAACUAUCCUGGAAUUACGUCGCGCCACAAUUACAUCCAAAUUUCUUGAAAGUUUAAUCUCUCAUUGUGGAUUACUCGAGCAGUUGGUGCUGGACAUCUCAGAUUUAAGUGGCGUCGUUGAAAUUAAUGCUCCCUGGCUGAGAUGCUUCAAAUUCGCAGGUGAAAUAAGUUCCAUCUAUUUAAAGUAUAUCCCUCUUGUGACAGAACUUUCACUUGCGGAUAUGGAAUGUUAUGAGGGGCCACGAAUAUGUGAUAUUGCCAAGUAUUUUGAGUCUUUUCCUGCUCUCGAGCAUCUCAGGUUGAAUCACGGUAUUUUGAUGGUAAAUCUCCUCUCAACACUUACUUUUUAG